Molecule: messenger RNA, 1356 nt
Organism: Aspergillus luchuensis
Lineage: Eukaryota; Fungi; Ascomycota; Eurotiomycetes; Eurotiales; Aspergillaceae
Product: phosphotransferase family protein
Exons: 1
Coding region: 1-1356 (451 amino acids)
Source: RefSeq, a predicted model, not a curated record
AUGGACUGGGAUCAUCUUGCUGAGGAGUAUAAUGACAAGUUGUUUGCUGGCUGGCUACAAUUGCUUUCCCAGCAGUCCCCUGCCUUGCCGUCGAGACUCGCAACCCAGCAUCGUCGUGGCACUGCACGGGUAGCUGAUGUCUCACAGUUUACCACGGGCGCUUACAAUAUUUGCUGCAUUGUUACCUUUGAGGAUGGAUUCCGUGCACUUGUUCGGUUCCCAAUCCUGGGUAGAAGCCGCUUUCGGACGGAAAAGAGUAGAAACGAGGCUUCAGUCAUGAAAUUCCUAUCUCGAAAUACCGCGCUCCCUGUCCCCCGCAUUCUUGGGAUGGGUCGAUGGGGAUGCGGCCCUUACCUUGUCAUAACUUUCAUUGAGGGAAUGUUGUUGUCCAAUCGCCUUGGGGACCCAACAAUCCAGUCGCCCAGCUUAAAUCCAAAUGUUUCCGACUCCGACAUUCAAAGUGCCUAUCGCGUGAUGGCGCAAGUUAUCUUGGAAUUGUCUAAACCAAUCUUUUCGUCUAUUGGAGCUCUGGAAGAGGGAUCUCAGAUGUGGAAAGUAGCUCAAAGGCCACUAACCCUCAAUAUGAACGAACUGGUGCGCGUUGGAAAUCUUCCUCCUGGCAUAUUUGCCGAAAAAACAUUCAGUACCGCGGGCGAAUAUUUCGAGGAACUCGCGAGACAGCAGCUUCUCCACCUUCAAUACCAACGGAACGAUGCUGUUGAUGAUGAGCAAGAUUGUCGAAAGAAAUACAUAGCCCGCUGCCUUUUUAGGAAAAUCGCCCGGGAGUAUAAAAAGCAGCAGUCGGGUCCGUUCCAUCUUUACUGCGACGAUUUGCGUCCGUCCAAUGUACUUGUUGCAGCACAAGACUUUUCACUCACUGGUGUUAUUGAUUGGGAAUUUACUUACGUUGCGCCUGCCGAAUUUACCUAUACUGCACCCUGGUGGCUCCUAUUCGAGAGCCCCGAAGCUUGGGAGUCAGACUUGCAUGUAUUCUUGGCACGGUACACACCACGCUUGCGUCUCUUCCUCAAUGCACUCCGAUCAUGCGAGGACGAGAUGAUCCGAAAGGGUGCAUUAAAGGAGUAUCAGCGACUUUCAGAACACAUGGCAGAGUCUUUGAAUAGCGGGCUUUUUUGGUUCUGCCUUGCUGCUAGGAAAAGCUACAUGUUUGAUGAUAUCUAUUGGCAAUUUCUUGACAAACGACAUUAUGGACAGGGAUCUCUUGAAGAUAGGCUUUUGCUUUUGUCACAGGAGGAGUUGGACGGACUCAAGAUGUUUGUUUCUUUGAAGAUGCAACAAGCACGUGAGAACCGCUUGGACGAACAUAUAUCAAUUGACAAGCUUAUUGAUCUUUGA